UGGUAGGACUGGUACCAAGGAGGAAGCCACAUCCACACAGGACAGGAAGAGCUCUGACAUCAACAAACUAAGUUUAAGGGAUCUACUCUGCAUCUGCAUUGAAGUGCUGUUAUGGCAGACAUGGUAGGAGUUAUUGGGGCAGUUGCUCCCACACGCCAGUGCUCCAUUGAGAUUAGAAAUGAAACCAAGGACUUCAGCCUUUGUAAUCCCAGGAUGCACAUUGUGAGUGGACACUGUGCCAUACCUCUGCCACCUUUCAUCGAUCCUUCCAAAUCUGACAUGGCGCAGUUUGUCAAGACUCCACACUCAGCACGUGGAUCUGUUGGUGUCUUCACUUAUGAUCUCCUGAAGAAGGUUGCAGACCAGCCCGCUGAGAAGAUAGCUGUCAUGUUCUCUGUGCCCUAUGACUUUAACAUGUACUCAAACUGGUAUGCAGUGGGAAUCUUUGAUAAGAGCAAAGAGUGUAAUGAUAAUCUUUAUUAUGAGAUGUAUAAUAACACACACCAGUCAUUUGUCAGAGAUAAAGCAAACUCAUGUCUGACUCAUAAGGGUGAUCAUGUGACAGUCACGGCUACAAUGUCAGACUCCUACCAACCUGUCAUUAAACUGCAAGUCAGAGAUCACUGAGUAGACAGUGACUCAAAUGUAAAAUGACAAUCAAUUCAUUGAGUCAUUUGUGUAUUUUACUACAAUUAUAUUGUCAUUUUACACAUGAUUACACAGAUGGUUUUGGGCUGUCAGAGUAACAUACUGAUCGAGAAAAAUCAAAACAUUGUUCCAAUUCAUUUAAUAGCUGUAGGCUAACUGGUUUUGAAAUGCAGAAGUUUGAAUACCUCUCCUCUUUAGCACCAAAAAUAAAGCAGAUAAUACUGAUAUCAGUCUAGAUUUAAUGUAAGGACAAUCUGAACAAAAGGUAACAGUUUGCAGUUUACUCCACAGAUUAGAACAGACAUUAAUGAGGGUCUAAAGUUGGGUCUCAAUGUAAGUUUUGCUUUACGUUUUUUUUUAAAUUUUGGCUGUGUUUGAUCUAAGCUGAUAUCUGUCGAAUCUGUAACACCAAAUAAAUCUGUAAAUUCUGUCUGUAAUAACAUAAUAUAAUCACACACAACUUAUAAAUCAUACAAAAUAAUAUCAACAAUAAGGCUUUAUGUUUCUUAACAUAGAUACAUAUUGAUACAUAGAUUCUAAAUAUAUGCAGUCAUGUGCAAUUUUCAAUUUAUUCCACUAAAUAAUCAACAUGAAAUUGCUGGUAUCCAAAUAAAAAAUUAAACAAAACUUUUUCAACUUGUUUUUGUUUUGAAUUUUUUUUCA
Molecule: messenger RNA, 1311 nt
Organism: Scomber japonicus (chub mackerel)
Lineage: Eukaryota; Metazoa; Chordata; Actinopteri; Scombriformes; Scombridae
Product: DELTA-thalatoxin-Avl1a-like
Exons: 3
Coding region: 112-627 (171 amino acids)
Biological process (GO): pore complex assembly; cytolysis in another organism; monoatomic cation transport
Cellular component (GO): pore complex
Molecular function (GO): channel activity
Source: RefSeq, a predicted model, not a curated record